Molecule: messenger RNA, 2223 nt
Organism: Fusarium sp. VM40
Lineage: Eukaryota; Fungi; Ascomycota; Sordariomycetes; Hypocreales; Nectriaceae
Source: the annotation of a GenBank genome assembly
AUGAUGGCUGAGCCCGCCCAGCCCGAGCUCAGCGCGGUCAUGUCCCCGACGGGGAUCAAGCAAGAGCCCAACCACGAGGUCGACAUCCUCGAGGGCCUGGGUCUUGACCUUGAUUCUAUAAUGCAAGCCGCGACCAAACGGCCCUUCGAAGACCACUCCAAUGGCGACGACCCAAACAAAAGAGUCAAGGCCGAGACCGAGCCUGUCCAUGAAACCACGCUCGAACUCGACCAAGGAGCAGAAGAGUCAUUAGAGGAUGGUCUUGCGCUCCUCGUACAGAAUGCGCUCAGCAAUGCGAAUGACUUUGCCUUCUCGACAGAUGAUCCCAUGGAAAUCGAUGGGAUUACCGACCAUCCGCUUCCACCACCGCCUCCUCCUCCAUCUCCUCCUUCAAUCACGUUCUUCUCCGACCCUCAAACGUACUUGCGCAAGGCCAGUAGACAUGCGCUGGGUAAUAUGGCACUUUCCGUUCUGCUCUUAUUCUCGCAAUCCUUCGACGAUUCGAUUAAACCGAUCCAAGACGCCGAUUCACAACACGCCAAGUCGUUCCACCAGCUACAAUCUUCCUUUGCGCAGAUCAAGCAGAUCUACUCAUCAGGGCCCAUUCUGUCUGCAGACGAACCCGAUCUUCAAGAUCACGAAUCUCGCACCAUUCUCGACCUAGCGAACCUUGCUCAAUUCGGCAUUUGGCUAUUGCAGGCCACACCGUCAUAUCCCGAAGCUCACGAGCACUUCCACGCGAUCUUCCGUGGCCAAGUUUCCGACCUUGGCUCCGACGCGCUCGAUCUUUACCUCUCACUGAAGACCCAAGUUGCCAUCGAUGCGCUUGCCACGAAAACACCAGAGCAAUCAAACGAGCAGGUGUUGGAGGAGGCUUUGAUCAAUGGGAUGGAGGACAAGCUACGUGGGCUUCACAACGGGUUUGAUCUUACACCUGCCGACUCGGAAUUCGUCACUUCAGUCCGACUACGGAAAGCUUCGCUCGAAGGCGAGACUUCAACCGAGGCUGCACAAUCAUACCUUAAUCAACUCCAACAACAACAAGCUCAAAAUACAUACUAUUCAUCAUAUACGCAGAGUGUACCUGAGCCACAACCUCCGCCACCUGAGCCAGGUCAACACCUACCACCAAACCAGACCUGUCCCAGUGCAAUGCUGUACGACAAGGCACGUCAAGCUGCUCUCUCCAAAAACUCGUCCCAUACCAGAAGAGAAGGCCUUCACUCGACACGUCGGCCUUGGACGCAAGAUGAAGAGAAAGCUCUCAUGGCAGGCCUCGACUUGGUCAAAGGCCCCCACUGGAGUCAAAUACUCACCUUGUUUGGACCGGCUGGUACAAUGUCAGACAUACUCAAAGAUCGAACACAGGUCCAGCUCAAAGACAAAGCUCGUAAUCUCAAGUUGUUCUUCCUCAAGACUAACUCAGAGAUGCCAUACUAUCUUCAGGCAGUCACCGGCGAACUCAAGACUCGCGCUCCCACCCAGGCGGCAAGGAAGGAGGCAGAGGAACGCGCGAGAAUGAACUCGGAAGAAGACCAGGCUAAGCUCCAAGGUAUAAUGACACUCGCCGGAGGACUGCAGAACCCACCUAAUGGGCAGGGAAGAGCUGCAGGAACACCAGCCUCGGCCGUUGGUUCGGGGGUUAUGACGCCUGCUCAAGCUGCUUCGUUGCAGCAAGGCCAGGCGCACAAUCAAGCAAACGCUCACUCGUAUAACCCAGCCACUUCUUCGGGAUACCCGCCCUCAACGUUACCGCAAGCCAGGCCCAGCGUUAUGUCGGGAGCACAGCAGUCGCCCCAUCAAGCUGCUCGUCCACAGUCCCAGAUGUCCAUGUCUCCUCAAACUCCACGGUCUCAACACCAACAAAUACCUCAGCAAAACCACAGUGCGAUGCAUUCUCCCGCCCAUGCUCACGCAGCUGCCCAAAACCGCUCUCAUACGUCGACACCCGUCGGACAACUGCAUCACUCUCCGCCGGCACAACACACACCGACUCCUCAACCUGCGGCCCAACACCAUAAUCGACCUCAGUAUUCAGGUGCUCCGCACACUCAGCUCACUUUCCCCUCGCCUCCGCCUACAAAUGCUACACCAAGCAUGCACGCACAUACUCAUGCACACGUGCCAGUACCGGAGACACAUAUGGAUCAGCAUAUGCACGACAAUGCCGCGGAGGCAGCUCUGUUACAAGGCCUCCAGGCUGCAGUGGCAGAUUCUCUGUAG